ACAGAGACAGCAACAGGGUGCAAGAGUGCAACACGAAAUAAGCAGAAAUCUAAAAGUAAAUAUCGCUUAUUUUUGUUCACUGGCGCGGAAAAGGAGGCGCUGCAACAGCUGCGGCGGUGGGCGGGGCAAGUAAAGAGGCAUAGAAAAGCACGGAAAACAAAACUAAGUCACAGCAUUCCGUCAGCGCCGAAAGUGAGCUGAAAAUCGGCUGGGGAAAACAGGCGAAACCAAAACUAAACCGCAAAAAACGAUGACGAGUCGCCAGCGAACGGUGAUCAUAUUCAAAUCGGAGUCGGACAGCAGCGAUGUGUACGCGGAAACGCUGGAGAAGCACGAUUUCAAUCCCGUAUUCGUGCCCACGCUGAGUUUUGGCUUCAAAAAUCUGGACGAGCUGCGCAAGAAGCUCCAGACACCGGACAAAUAUGCCGGCAUUAUAUUCACAUCACCACGCUGCGUGGAAGCUGUGGCGGAGUCCCUGAACCUCGGCGAGCUGCCCGGCGGUUGGAAGAUGUUGCAUAACUACGCCGUCGGCGAGGUGACCCACAAUCUGGCGCUGAGCACCUUGGACCAGCUCUUCACCCACGGCAAACAGACGGGCAAUGCCCGUGCCCUGGGCGACUUCAUCGUGGACACCUUCGACGGUUCGCGGGACUUGCCGCUGCUGCUGCCCUGCGGCAACUUGGCCACCGAUACGCUGCUCUCGAAACUGGCCGAGAACGGCUUCUCCGUCGAUGCCUGCGAAGUCUACGAGACGCGCUGCCAUCCGGAGCUGGGUGCGAAUGUGGAGCGUUCGCUGGAGAUCUACGGCGAGUCCAUCGAGUUCCUCGCCUUCUUCUCGCCCUCGGGCGUCAACUGUGCCCAGCAGUACUUCACCAGUCGCCAGCUGUCGAUGGACAAGUGGAAGCUGGUGGCCAUCGGGCCGAGCACCCGGCGUGCCCUCGAAUCCGUGGGCCUGAAGGUCUACUGCACCGCCGAGCGGCCGACGGUGGAGCACCUGGUGAAGGUCCUGCUCAAUCCGCAGGACAGCCGCGAGCGACUUUUAAAGGAGCGCGAGCGGAUCGCCGCCCUCGAGAAUAACAAUUAAGACGCGUAACCCUAGGAUUCGGUUGGAUUUGGUAGCUCUAUCUUAAACCCCAAGCUCAUAGCACCAUGGAUUGAUACUCUGUACUAUCAUUUGUAUAUUUAUUACUCCGAAACGGAGUUGUUAAAGCCUGAAAUUUGUUGGAUUCUGCAGCUCUAUCAUUUAUAGUCCAAGACAUUAUUUCACAUAAGCUCAUUAAAAUCAGGAUUCGUAGUUUUAUGAUUCCUAACUCUUAGAUCCAUUAUUUUCAUAUGUUUAACUGCAAAAUGAAGAUCUUUAAACCUGUGAAUAUUGUUCUCAUUUGAGUGGUAGACUAAAAAACUAUUAUUUGUAUUAAAAAGAAAGUAACUGUUGUCUUAAUUCUUCUAAGAUCAUCUGAGAUAAUCUGCAAUCCUAGAAAAUUCACAGGAAAUGUAAUUAUUUCUUUAAAAUCAAACAAAAAAGACUAAAACCCAUGGCUUUUUUCAAUUGACCUCCGAAUGAGUACAAAAUUAGCGUGCAUCAAAUGCCGACGUUUUUUAUUUUCUGUUUACCAUUGGAUUAAGCUGAAUAAAUUGUUUCUUUUCUAAA
Drosophila ficusphila is the source of this 1651-nucleotide messenger RNA. RefSeq names its product uroporphyrinogen-III synthase (gene Uros1). The record is from RefSeq and is a predicted model, not a curated record. Gene Ontology annotation, molecular function: uroporphyrinogen-III synthase activity. Gene Ontology annotation, biological process: uroporphyrinogen III biosynthetic process. The transcript has a single exon. The coding region runs from base 251 to 1084 and encodes 277 amino acids. NCBI's taxonomy places the organism in Eukaryota, Metazoa, Arthropoda, Insecta, Diptera, Drosophilidae.